CCGUCAACGACUUUGCUCCCCCAUCUCAUCCUUCUCUCUCUCCGUCGCCACUGAGCCUGCCAUACUCACCAGCACACCACUCACCACCACCACCACCAGACACCUCUGACACCUGUCCCACGCAUCCCUUCCCCUCGCCCGCACCCCACCCCCAGCGCACAAAAUGUCCAACGGCGUGCUCGACAACGGCACCAACAUCGGCACCGCGGCCCGCAAGGCCUCCAUCUCGAACGGCCAGAGCUUCGCCCUCGAGCGCCGCCCUUCGUCUGGCACCCCCGAGCCCAUCCAGGGCUUCACGGCGCUCGACAAGCCGGUCCAGGCCAACGGUGGCCCUCAGCUCAGCCGUCGUAGCUCCUCGAGCGCGCCCAACGGCCACCACGUCGUUUACCACACCAGGACGCAGGCCGAUGCCGACUUCCCCCAUGCCGAGAAGAGGACGAUUGCCGACCACCUCCGCAAGUACGAGUCGCUCCUCACCAUCACCCCCCAGCGCAUGCGCAUGAUCGUCACGGCCUUUGAGGAGACGCUCGACAAGGGCCUCCAGAGGAGCGGCGAGGUUGUUCCUAUGAUCCCCACCUUUGUCUUCGGAUGGCCUUCUGGAAAGGAGACUGGUGACUUCCUCGCUGUCGACCUCGGAGGCACCAACCUCCGUGUCUGUCUCGUCUCGCUCUAUGGCGAGGGCAAGUUCGAGGUCACCCAGACCAAGUACCGCCUCACCGAGGAGCAGAAGCAGGGCGAGGGCUCUGACCUCUUCGACUUCUGUGCCCAGUGCCUGGACAGCUUCAUCCGUGACAACCUCGGCCGUGGUGACGAUGACGAGCUCCUUCCCCUAGGCUUCACCUUCUCGUACCCCUGCGAGCAGCUCCGUAUCGACCAUGGAACCCUCAUCCGCUGGACCAAGGGCUUCGGCGCUGCCAACGUCGAGGGCAACGACGCGGCCGACCUGUUCAAGAACUCGCUCAAGAAGUUUAACGUUCGUGCCGAGCUCACCGCCCUCAUCAACGACACCACCGGCACCCUUAUUGCCUCCAACUACGUCAACCCCAACACCCGCAUCGCCGUCAUCUUCGGUACCGGCUGCAACGCUGCCUACAUGGAGACGGCCGAGAACAUUCCCAAGAUCGAGUUCAUGGGCCUUCCCAAGUCGCAGGACAUGGCGAUCAACUGCGAGUGGGGAGCGUUCGACUCGUUCAAGCACGAGCACCUGCCCCGUACCCGCUACGACAUCAUCAUCGACGAGUCGUCCAACAAGCCCGGAGAGCAGUCGUUUGAGAAGAUGAUCGCCGGUCUCUACCUCGGCGAGAUCUUCCGUCUGAUCCUCUGCGAGCUCAUCGACUCUGGUGACCUCUUCCUCGGCCAGAACACCUACAAGCUUGAGAAGGCAUACGCGUUCGACACUGCCUUCCUCUCGCUCAUGGAGAGCGACCCUACCGACGAGCUCCUCACCAUCAUUGGUGUCUUCAACCACUUCUUCGGUAUCGAGACGACGCUGGAGGAGCGCCAGUUCUUCAGGAAGCUGGCCGUUCUGAUCGGUACCCGCUCUGCCCGCCUCUCGGCAUGCGGUAUCGCUGCCAUUGCCCAGAAGAAGGGCUACCUGGAGAAGGGCUGCGCUGUCGGCGCCGACGGCUCGCUCUACAACAAAUACCCUCACUUCGCCGACCGCAUCCACGAGGCGCUGGUCGACAUCUUUGGCGAGGCAGGACGGAAGAUUGUGACGCACCACGCCGAGGACGGCUCGGGCGUGGGCAGCGCUAUCAUCGCUGCCAUGACCAAGAAGCGCAAGAGCGAGGGCUACUUUGCCGACUACUAGAGGGGGUCCCGACGUGUUAUACAGUGUGAUAUUGGAUGUACAGAUCUAGGCUG
This is a messenger RNA of Vanrija pseudolonga, 1863 nucleotides long. It is a transcript of the gene RAG5, whose product is annotated as Hexokinase. Lineage: Eukaryota; Fungi; Basidiomycota; Tremellomycetes; Trichosporonales; Trichosporonaceae. Gene Ontology annotation, molecular function: D-glucose binding; glucokinase activity; mannokinase activity. The transcript is spliced from 13 exons. The coding region runs from base 164 to 1810 and encodes 548 amino acids. The record is from RefSeq and is a predicted model, not a curated record. Gene Ontology annotation, biological process: glucose metabolic process; glucose 6-phosphate metabolic process; carbohydrate phosphorylation. Gene Ontology annotation, cellular component: mitochondrion; cytosol.